Messenger RNA from Nylanderia fulva, 1678 nucleotides. RefSeq lists its product as uncharacterized. Gene Ontology annotation, molecular function: zinc ion binding; nucleic acid binding. The record is from RefSeq and is a predicted model, not a curated record. NCBI's taxonomy places the organism in Eukaryota, Metazoa, Arthropoda, Insecta, Hymenoptera, Formicidae.
UAUUUUAUUUUGUUAUUUUUUAAUGAACAGAUUUUUUUUCGUAAAUUUUGUCAGGUUAUAUCAUGCGAAUUCUUCCGAUGAGAUUGCAAAUUUAAUAAAGCAAUAAAUUAAUUGUGAUUGCUGACCAAUCAAUCAACGUGUGACGCCAUAUGAAAAUUGCUAUAACGCGCAUUGGAAACUGCAACUUUACGAACAUUUGUGAAUAUACGAGAUUCUUCGACAUAUAAGCAAAAUUUGGAAUACGAGAUUAUAGCAGAGAUCUCUUUGGUUAUGCCGAUAAAUUAAUCAUGAGUUCGAAUGGUAUAAAAUUAUUGAAGAAAGCAGACCCGUUUCCGCAAGGAGCUCGUUGUCAAAAGUGCCUGGAAAGGGGACACUGGACUUACGAAUGUAAGGGCAAGAGGAAACAUCUGCACAGAUCUUCUCGCACUUCACAAUUGAAGAAGGCUUUGCAACAGCAACAAGAUGGCAAUACUCAAGUGCCAAAUAAGGAAACAAAGAAUCAUGUCAGAAAGAAAAUGAAGAUGGAAGAAUCCAGCAGUUCGAGCGAUUCAAGUUCUUCUAGCAGUGAAGAUUCUAGUAGUAGUGAAAGUAGUAGUAGCAGUUCUUCAUCAGAUAGCGAAUCAGACUCUAGCGACAGUGUAUCUAGUAGCAGUAGUAGUAAUAGUCUUAGUAGUAGCAGUUAUACUCCAUAAGAAAUAGCAUAAAUCACGCAAUAAACCAAGAAGAAAUUCCCUUCUGGCUAUUUUGUCAUGAUAUAUUUUUUUAUACAAUAGUUAUUGUUCACCUCAAAAUCAUUUUAUUACCUAAUAAGUUUGAUUUGAAAAAAAAUUAAAACAAGAAACAUGCAAAACUGUGAGAAAUUUUUAUCUGUUGAGCAAAUAUGUAACACAUAAAAUUAAAUUCAGGAUGGAAAUGGGCUAUUAAGAGCCAGAUAUAGAAAUUAAUCAAUACUUACUAGUAUUGAUUGUCUUAUAUAUUAAGACCAGAUCUGCUGAUGAUGGUCUGCAAAGGAAGAAUUAAAACAAAUUAAAUAAAGAAGAAAUGAAAAACAAGUUUGUUGCAUAUGGUUCUUAUUAGUUUGCUUCCAUUCUAAAUUUAUAUUUAUAUAUCAGAGCCUUUUUAUUUUUUAUUAUUGUAACAUUAAAUAUUUUUUCCUCGAUUCAAUCUAUGUAAAAUGUAGUUAAAAUGAAAUCUUUUCGGUAACUUUUAAUUGCAUAAUACUAUCACAUUAAUGAUUUGUGAUACUAAUGUAAAAUCCAUUUUUAUAUGUUUUAUAUGUUUUGGAAUACAUAUGUAUUAUCUUUGUAUAGGUAUAAUAUAUGUACUGAGUAUAGCUUAUAUUAUUUUUUUAUUAUAAGGUACAAAUAAAUUUUAUUGUAUUACAUUAGCAUUUAUCGUGUUAUUUCAUAAAACUUAAAAAAUUUGAUAUUGAAUGUAAUUAUGAAAAUCUAUCACUAGUUAUAUAGAAUAGAAUUUAAAUAUAGUGCAUUAUUUUUGCUACUAUUGCUUAAAUAUAACAGAAUAACGUUUGAGUUUAUUACGAGAAUAAUUUAAUGUAUUUAACGACAGAACAUCGCAGUAAUCAUAUGUAACAAUGUUCAACAAUAACAUAGAAAAGUAAUAUAGGAAGAUAAUUAUUAUUGUAUUUUAAGUAUUUCAAUGUAAUAUACAAAUUUUA